Molecule: messenger RNA, 4488 nt
Organism: Vespula pensylvanica (western yellowjacket)
Lineage: Eukaryota; Metazoa; Arthropoda; Insecta; Hymenoptera; Vespidae
Product: homeotic protein empty spiracles-like
Exons: 3
Coding region: 1147-2634 (495 amino acids)
Biological process (GO): brain development; neuron differentiation; regulation of DNA-templated transcription
Molecular function (GO): DNA-binding transcription factor activity, RNA polymerase II-specific; DNA binding
Source: RefSeq, a predicted model, not a curated record
GAGACAGAGAGAGAGAGAGAAAGAGAAGGAGGCAGACGUAUUAAUUAAACGGCUCAUUUUCAUCGUAGGACAAAAACGCGAGUUUAACGCCCAUCGUCGACUAAAUGCGUUGCCCCACUCGUUGCAGCAUCCACGUAGCGGGCGAGAAAUCGAGGUAGCUUUAGUCCGAACAUUCAGGAACAGACCAAUCACGUUAUAGUAGGGAUACGCCUCAACAUCGGCCUCGGUACCACGUAGAAACGCCCAUUCGUGGUCGUUGCUCUCCCCCACUAAGUCUUGGAGUCAGGAACAAGUGAAAAAGUGGGGAUACGCGUUAACUUGCUUCUCGUUCCCCCACCACCGAGCGGGAGCGCCUCGUUUAGCCUGUAAUUUGCUCAAACACUAGCAAGCUCUCGUGCCAGAAGCAUCAUCCGUCAGAGAGCGCGUAGAGAAAGAAAGAGAGAAAGAGAGUAGUAACGACGGUUUACACGCGACUUUCAAACAAGUAAAAUGUUGACGUCCUCGUCGAGACCUACCAAGUGAUCGUUCUAUUAAUAAUAAAAAACGCUCGACGAGGACAACGAGUCGGCGCGCUCGUGCGCGCCCCAAUCGUGACAGUGUGUAGUGACAGACCUCGAUCGUUUAGUGUGUCGUGGCGUGGUUAAACGAUAAAGGAAGAAAAAACGAGAGAAAAAAGGAAGGAGGACGCGACUUUAGUGUGAUUACGAUUUCAGUGUGCGACGCGCAGUGUUCGGACGAUGUGCUUCAGAGAUGAUUGGGAGAUUUUGAAGGUGAGCCGUUAGGCCUCGAGGCAAGAUUUGCCUAGGAUUUUACAAAAGAGAGGAUUCGCUCCGAGUUUCUUUCUCUCUCUCUUUCUCUCUCUCUCUCUCUCUCUCUCUCUCUCUCUCUCUCUCUCUACCUCUUACCCUUCCUCCCCUUCUUUCUCUUUCUCUCUAUCUACCUUUUUAUUUCUCUAUCUUUCUAUCUCUCAAUUUCCAUUUCGCGAGUGUUUACGAGUCUCGGACGAGGUUCGAUCACGCGCGUUUCGAGUCGAAGGGAUGCAGCGAACCUGAUUCUGACGAUUCAUUUGGAGCGAGCAGGAGGUAGUUUUCGUUAGGUCGUUGCCAAAGUGGGGAAUCCUUCGGUGAGGCGUACGAUAAUCGUACGAUGAUGCCGCUCGCGCCGACGCCAAUCGUUCCGGUGCCCUCGAAGCCAAAGAUCGGCUUCAGCAUCGACUCGAUCGUCGGUGGCGGAGGUGGUGGAGGUGGCGGUGGUGCCGGUACUGGCGGCGGUGCUGGCGUACAGGCUGGCCGAGUCAUCGAGGAUCGGAUCACUGGGAAAGAUCGUUUGGAGCCUCGAGUCGAGAUCGAGCGAGAUGACGGUAGUCCGAUGGAGCUCGUCGAGGCUUCCUCAUCACCAAAGUCACGUCGUAUCGCGACGAGAUCACCCGGUGCUCAUUCCGAAGGUUCCGAUCGACCUGUCUCUCGUAGUUCCUCCGUCGAGUCGUACACGAAUAAUCCGCGAAGGACACCGUCCCACGCGACCACCGGCAAUAAUAACAAUCAUCACCAUCAUCAUCACCACCACCAUCACGCGAAUCAUCACGGACAUCACCAUCAUCAUCAUCAUCAUCAUCUCGGUGGCAGCAAUCAGUUGGAUUUUGGUAAGAGUACCGUUCUCAGUCACAGCGGUGGCUCAACUCCGAACGACAGUCCGAGUCCACCUCAUAGGAUAGCCGGACACGGUGAUUCACCUGUAGGAUCUCAUCCUCAACCACCUCCCGGUGUCGUGAGGCCAAGUCCAAACUACCUGGCACCACCGCCCGGUGCCGUUACGGCUGCAGCAGCCGUCGCAGCCGAACAGUUAAAGUCUCUUUAUGGUAUACCACCUGGACACGGACCGACGGCACCUCAGACCGGCCAGAACGAAUAUCAUACGCAACAGCUCGCGCUAGCUGCUAACCUUGCUGCCGCUCAGCAUUUCCAAGCGGCAAAUCUCGCGGUUGCUCUUCAAGCGCAUCAUGGUGCCUCUCCACACGCACCACCUCAUGGACCUUACCCGCACGGUGCCGCACCAGCUGGACCACAUCCUCCGCCUCAUACUCAUCAACCAGCGAGAGACAGUUAUCCUCUUUAUCCGUGGCUACUCUCUAGGCAUGGCAGGAUCUUCCCUCACAGAUUUGCAGCUGGUCCCGACAUACCUGGCUUCCUUCUGCAACCCUUCAGGAAACCGAAAAGAAUAAGGACUGCGUUUAGUCCGAGUCAACUGUUAAAGCUGGAACACGCCUUCGAGAAAAAUCAUUAUGUUGUCGGGGCGGAAAGGAAGCAGCUAGCGCAGGCGCUAUCGUUAACUGAAACACAGGUGAAGGUAUGGUUCCAAAAUCGACGAACGAAACAUAAGAGAAUGCAGCAAGAGGAGGAAGCAAAGGCGCAACAGCAAUCGGGCGGUGGUGGGGGUGGAGGUGGUGGUGGUGGUGGUGGUGGUGGUGGUGGUGGUGGUGGUGGUGGUAAUGCAAAUAGCAAUGGUAAUAAUAAAAACACCCAUCACGUGAGCAAAUGGCAACAAGAGACGGGUGAUUAUCAUCACGAAGAUGAAGAGGAAGAGGAGCAGAUCGAUCCCGAGGCUGAAGAGUGUUCGAGCGAUUCUGAAGCGUAGCUAGACGUUCUCUGCCUGGACUAAGUUUCCAGGAGUACUAUGUUCUACUAGAAAAUACGACGUAUUUGAACGUCCUCGAGGAAUUUCCUUGAGAACGAAUUCUUCAUGAAGAAGAAUAUGGCUGUUCGUUCGUCUUAUUAAAGAAUGAUAACGGGUCAAAGAUUAUCAUGAUAACUUGACGAAUCGAUUAAUCGAAUUUGAGGAUCUUUGUUAAGAAGAAGAAGUAGAAAAAGAAGAAGAAGAAGAAGAAGUAGAAGAAGAAGAAAAAGAAGAAGAAGUAAAAGAAGAUUGGAUGUUUACGGUCGUACUAUGUAGAGGAUUAGAAAGACACGCGACUUCUCGCGAGAUGGAAGAAAACGAGAAACGCUAGAAGAGAAGAGGGUUGAAAUCGGGCCGGGUCGGAAGUCGACUAAUGGAGGUAUUGUUCGCGAUGGCCGCCGAGGUUAAAUGGAGAUACUUCCGUCGCCGGAAGAAACGGACUGGACGAACGCUCGAGGGAAUCACAAGAGAUCGAACAUCUUUUGUCCGUUGAGAAAUCUCUCUAAGGGCUGCUGCGGAGUAAUCGUGAAGAUCGAGAUCGAUUUUCUCGUGAUCGUUCAUCCUAUUUUUCGAUUCAGUCGUACUCUUUCCUUUUUUUUUAUUUUUUUUCCUUUUUUCUUUUUUUUGUCUCAAGAACAUUUUCUUUCAAACACGUUAGACUGAGGAUUCAGAAGUAGGAAAUAAAGAGAACUUCCGUAAGUUAAAAAUUUUCUAAUAUACGGAUUAUAUUUUCAUAAUGAUCAUGUUAAUGUCAUGAUGAUUAAAUUUCUUCGAUCAUCAGCAGCCCACAGUCGUCUUGCCAUAAUUAAUGCGCCAUAAAGACGAGACGAGACGAGACGGGACGAGACAAGACGAGACGAGACGUCGCAAGUGUGUGUAAAUAGAAAGGUGUAAAAGACGAUUUUUCGAUAACGAUCGAUCUCGUCCGAUCGAUCGAAAUUACGUGUAUAUAGACGAAUACAAGAACGAUAAAGCUAGUGCCAAACGUCGUAAUACUUAAGAAGAGAGAAAGAGAGAGAGAGGGAGAAAAAGAGAGAGAGAGAGAGAGAGAGAGAGAGAGAGAGAGAGAGAGAGAGAGAGAAAGAGAGACACAGUGUAAACUAAAAAACAAAAAAAACACACACACAAGACGUAUUCAAAAAGUCGUAUCUUAGGUCGUUGUUCUACGAACGAGCAGUAUUCCUUUCGUCAAUCGAUGUAUCGAAAAUAUACCGGCGAUUUAAAUUAUUAUGGACGAUACUUAUAAAACUAUAUUUUGCAUCACGACUCUCGGCUAAAGUUUUUCGUUAAGUUGGAUUGUUUUAGUUAAAAUUAAUGAAGAAUUUUGUAGCGCGAAGAUUAGCGAACUCGUUCCAGUUUUCUAUUCUAAAUAAUAUAAAAAAAGAAAAAGAGAGAGAGAGAGAGAGAGAGAGAGAGAGAGAGAGAGAAAGAUUAGAAGUUCUGAUCUCAAUGAAAAUUCGAAUGUAAAUAGUCGAAAUAUUCUUUCAAACGCAGAUUCGUUCUUUUCGUCCUUUUAAUAAGACACAAAGAAAAAAGAAAUAAAGAAAAGUAGAAAAAAGAGAGAUAUAAACGAAUCUUUUGCUUUUCGUCGAAAAAAAAAAAGGAAAAAACAAAAAGUAAAGAAUAAUUCGCUUUUCGCCGAAGGUCGUGUAGUAAAAUAUGUCCCAUACUAAAUGUAAAUAAUCUUGUAAAUAAGAAAUUGUGAUUUUAUUUGUCGUACGAAGACAUAGAAUUGUACGAUCGUCCCGAAGAUUCAGUUCGUGCUUUAACGAUAUAGCGAAAUAAAUUAUAUCGACGCAAUCAACGAUAACGAUA